AUGCCCACCACUUCAUCUACACAGACACGUCAGAGAGAGAAAGCGAGAGAGGACAGGAGGGAGCGUGAUACUGUCGAAGUGGUCAGCUUCUGGGCUGACAUCUACCUGAUGGAGUCCAACAGCUGCAUCAAUGUUGAGUUUUUGGGUACAGCUGAGGAUUCCUUCUACUUUGGAGAUUUGGAGGAGGAUGAUUUCACAAAGUCCAAAGAGCUUCAUUGGUCCAUUGAGGGCAAGAACGGUGCUGGAUACCUGAUUUUAAACCAAGAAGACACAUUCGUGCUCCAGACCUGCUGUGAGAAGAAACUCUGCAUCAGGACCUAUCGGAGCUCUUCUCAACACGAUCAGAAAAAGUUGCCAGUCAUGAUAUAUGCCCAAAAGAAUGACCAGACAAUGGUGGUAUGUUGUAAGGAGCACAAAAUUCAAGCUGUACCAAUGACGCCCCCCACAGACAUCCCUGGAACGAAUCACGAGGCUUUGUUCUACCGGAUGCGACUUUCUGGAAGUAACAGGUUUAAGUUUGUGUUCUCAGCAGAUCCCAAAAAAGUUCUUGGAGUUGUUAAUGAAAACAGUCUUUAUAAACUGACCCUGCUUCCUGAAGAUGAUGUUGUUGAUAUGAGAGUUGAGUUUGUGGUUAAAUAA
Messenger RNA from Pelmatolapia mariae (spotted tilapia), 639 nucleotides. RefSeq lists its product as uncharacterized. The transcript is spliced from 5 exons. Bases 1 to 639 code for a protein of 212 amino acids. The record is from RefSeq and is a predicted model, not a curated record. Lineage: Eukaryota; Metazoa; Chordata; Actinopteri; Cichliformes; Cichlidae.